Molecule: messenger RNA, 4256 nt
Organism: Centrocercus urophasianus (Greater sage-grouse)
Lineage: Eukaryota; Metazoa; Chordata; Aves; Galliformes; Phasianidae
Gene: LZIC
Product: leucine zipper and CTNNBIP1 domain containing
Exons: 6
Coding region: 918-1490 (190 amino acids)
Biological process (GO): negative regulation of Wnt signaling pathway
Cellular component (GO): beta-catenin destruction complex; nucleus; cytosol
Molecular function (GO): beta-catenin binding
Source: RefSeq, a predicted model, not a curated record
GUCUCCUCCCCCAGCCCUUCCGUUAUCUCGGCCGUGCCGUAACGGCGGAAGGAUCGUGUUUCCUCGUGCGGUUUGCGCGAGCAGCAGCUGCUAAGCGAAGGACGUGCUGCUCGGCCGGGCUGGAAGCGAGGCGUUGCCGAGCGUGCUGUUUGGGUCGUCUGCUGCGGCCUAUUGAACAGCCGAGAAAGCAGGAAUUUCCCCUGCAGCGCUCUAGUUUUCUACGGAUGACGUUUUUAUUUAAGGUGUUUGCGCGCUUCAGGAAGCUCAGUCUGGGUUGCUGUUUCUUGAAUCGUUCCCCGAGGGGCAGUUGAAGACAAGAUGAAGAGGUUGAAUAGUACUUCUGGGAUGUGAAGUGACGGCCUCCAGUCGCACCAGGGGAGUUUUAGUGACACCAGGAAGGAUAAGGGUGGUUAGGUGCUGGAGCCGGCUGCCCAGGGCAAUGCAGAGUCACACACCACAGAGAUUUUCAGGAGAUGUAUGGACAGGAGGCUUAGGGGCAUGCAUUUCUGGUGGAUGGAGUAGUAUCAGAUUGGUGGUUGGACAUGAUGAUCUUAAGGGUCUUCUUCAACUUGAAAGAUUUAGUAAGAGCCUGUUGUUGUGUCUAAAGGACAUGAGAAUAUCAGUAUUUGGUGAUUGGUUUCACAAAUGUUUCCAUGUGCAAUGGUUAUUUGAGUUAUUAUCUGGAGUAUGACUUUUUCUACAAAAAAAUAACCAAACAAACCAACAGCCUAACAUUUCUGUAUUUCUGUUGUUGGUGUCUCAAAGUGCUUUUACUAGAUAUUCCAUCAUUGAGGUAUUGUAUGUUGAUACUGGAAUCGUUUUAAAACCCAUUUCAAGCUGUUGAUCCACAGCCAUAAAGUACUAUUUUUUCUAGGAUUGUUAUGUGACAACUUAAAAUUUUCAUAUGAAACUUGAAAAUGGCUUCAAGAGGAACAACAGAGACCAGUAAACUGAAACAAAACUUGGAAGAGCAGUUGGACAGGCUAAUGCAGCAGCUUCAAGAUCUGGAGGAAUGCAGAGAGGAGCUAGAUGCAGAUGAGUAUGAAGAAACCAAGAAAGAAACUCUAGAACAGCUGAGUGAGAUCAAUGACUCACUGAAGAAGAUUAUGUCUGGAGAUAUGACGUUGGUGGAUGAGCUCAGCGGCAUGCAACUGGCAAUACAGGCAGCCAUCAGCCAAGCAUUUAAAACUCCAGAAGUAAUUAGAAUGUUUGCAAAGAAACAACCAAGGCAAUUGAGGACAAGGUUGGCAGAGAUGGACCGAGACCUAAUGGUCGGGAAGUUGGGACGAGACCUGUACACACAACAGAAAGUUGAAAUCCUGACUGCCCUCAGGAAGCUUGGUGAGAAGCUGACACAAGAGGAUGAAACCUUCUUGUCAGCAAAUGCAGGUGCAGCCCUGAGCCAGUUUGAGAAAGUCUCCUCUGACCUCGGAUCAGGAGACAAAGUCUUCGCUCUAGCAAACUUUGAAGUAGAGAAGGCAAAGCAAUGAAGAGGUGUGUGAGACCUGUGAGACUCGAGUCUCUCCUGUUGUCAGCAGAAUUGGACUUUGGUCAUAUUGUAAUAGUUUGAUUUUUUUUUUUUUUUUUUUUUUUUUUUUUCUAUUUUUAAGAUGUUGCAAAAAACUAACAGCCCAUCACCAAACCUUAAGCCUCUCGGGUUCUUAAGCAGAAGAUAUGAAGUAAGCAGCCUUAAAGUGCACUUUGGAACAUUGGUGUCUGUGUACCCCUCAGUAACAUAAGUUCUGAGGUUAAACACUAAGUGGUACUCUGAAAACAAAACCUUCUUAUGACUGUCUUAGAAAAGAAUCAGCUAUUUUCAACUUUUCUGAAAGUGUAUUUCUCUAACUAUUAAAACAUACUCUUUUUGCAUAUUGUUGUAACAGGCAAUCUUUUUCAGGAGCAAUCCUAAAGAGUAAGUUGUUUUGGGGGUGAUUAUUGUAAUUGCUCUCAAACUCUUAAAUUUCAUUCAGGCUCCCUACUAAGUAUUACACACUAGGAAUUUGCAUAUUUGAAAAUUUGACGUGGUUUAUUUGAAAUGCCAUCUUUCUACAAAUUGUUUGCAGAAGAACCAAAAUGAGACUGUAUGCUGAUGGUUGGCCCUCUUCUACUUGUUUGCUAUGCACAUGAAUGAGUGCCAUUGUGUCCCGGCCGUGAUUGACAAACAAUGGAAGCCCUGUGGGGAGACUUCUGGAGUAAUUUAACCUCGUGUAUUGAAAUGACAGGGCAUUGCUAGGAAAUGGCAAUGAGAAAGCCCUUUCUGUUGACCUCUUACUUGAGCUCUGGGUAUAGAACUGCGUGCUACCGUUAUUUCCCAGGAUUUCUGAGGUAGCACAGAAUAGCAACCAAGUAGAAACAAGUUUAAAAAAAAAAAAGGGGGAGAAAGGUCUCAUUACAUAAUUGGUGCAAGUGUAGCUGUCUAAUUAUCAGGUGCUGCUGGUGUGCAGAGGGGAAGGUCAGUGCCUCCACAGGGAGCUUAAAACCCUGAAUCAUUUCAGAAGGAUUUAAAAUCUGGUCACAUGUUUAGCUCUGAUUGUGGAGAAUACUGCUUGGAACUUUAGAUCUGUUCGACUUUUUGAGAAGUUAUGUUUCGUAUUUCUUUGUGAAAUCAGUAUGAAAUAUCUUUUGUAUCUUUUUCUUACUGUACUGGCACCUUCACAUUGUCAUUCCAUACUUGUUAGUACUGAAUUAGUUGAGCUCACUGGAAGCCUCAGAUUUUUUAGGUUUUGUAGUUUGCAUUUCAAGUUUGCUUUACCCUUGGCAUACAUUCAGGUACUGAUCUAAUUUUAUCAGGAAAAACAACAAGAUGUUUCUUAAUUGAGCUUCAUACUUGUUCUCCUUCUUAUUCUACCCUACCAGUAGCUAGAGAAAAGGACGUAGAUGGGAUCUACAGGGAUGAAGGUGACUUGCUGUUCUGAGGAAUCCUGUAGUUAAUAUAGUGGAAUUACUGUGAGUAUCACAGGCUUUUCUGCAAGACCCUGAGCCUCAGUGAGAACUGCCAUUAAACCAAGUGGAAUGAAUGAAGUCUUAAAUUUCAAUGUUAAUGUCUGUCACUUAGAAUAAGUGGGUAACGUGAACUAUAAACAGAAAAUUAAUAUGAUCAGUCUUAAUUUAGAUGGCAUUUACAGGGAAUGAGUACAUUGUAAAUAAGUUUGUCUAAUUGUAAGUUAGGGCCUGGAGUAAAGUAAACCAGCAAAAUGGGAGUUUUAGAAUACUUUUGCUGAAAUAGAUAACAUUUUGAAAUCUAGUCUUUCAGAAGUGAAAGAAUGCGCAGCGUGGGCUGCAUGAUUUGCCUCCUGCACUUAUGGUUUACUCAUUUCUGUUUUUUAAGAAACUUUUGUUUAGAUGGGGGUCUUUUGUGCAUCAUAUCAGAAUUGUUUUCCUGUCUGGGGCAGCAUUAUCUUCUCUGACAAAGGCUGACUGCAGCUUUAUAGCUGAGAACAGCUUAUUAAAGGUGUUAUUAGACAGUCUAAAGUUAUUAAAAACAAAACAGUCCAUAGGGACUGUAGCUGCCUUCUUUUUUUUUCUGCUCAUUACUGGUGCUAAGUAACUCUUUUCCCUCUCCCAAACUGCUUGCAGCAUUAGCAUGUAAAUGAAAUCUCUCAGCAAUCCCCUAGAUCACAAUAAGUUUACUGUGCAAUUAAAUGGAAAUCUUUCCUUGCAGUUUCAGGGAGGUGUACGUUUCUGGACAAAACUUUUGAAAUUGAUUUGCAAACACUUGAGUUUUUUUUUUUUUUUUUUUUUUUUCCAAACUUCCCAUACUGCAGGCAGUUGUAGAGUUACCAUUAAACUGAUCUUUGACUCAGUACCAUCUUCAUGUUGUGCUGCUUCUCCUCUUGAAAAGAUCCCUUGUGAUUUAGGUGGGCAAAGAUGAGGCAGAGGAAAGACUAUUGACAGAUUCAGUUUACCCAGUCAAACUUCCCUUCCAGAAAGCACAGCUCUAACCCAGAGGCUGGUUAUUUCCUGUGGGAUAUUUGGGCUAUAAAUGUAAUUUAACCGGGAAGGUGUUGCCAAUAUGAGGCUAUUUAUAUGUUGGCUGGCCCUAGCAGAUAGUUCUUUAAGGUAACCUGCUUGAAGUGGUUAAAUGAAUGUCAGAGGUGUAGAAAGGUAAUUGGUGUGCUAUGCUGAAGAUACAGCCAAGUAAUUCUGAGAUGUACCUCCAUCAGUGUAUCUGAUGUUUCUCCAGGGGCUGGAAAAAAAAAGUGUUCUAUUUAUUAUAAUAAUCAUUUGCUCAAAUAAAAAUUGGUGACAAAAGAAAA